Messenger RNA from Bacillus rossius redtenbacheri, 720 nucleotides. RefSeq names its product cuticle protein 2-like. The record is from RefSeq and is a predicted model, not a curated record. Bases 60 to 578 code for a protein of 172 amino acids. NCBI's taxonomy places the organism in Eukaryota, Metazoa, Arthropoda, Insecta, Phasmatodea, Bacillidae. The transcript has 2 exons.
AGCCCGGGCGAGUACUGAAGUCACCUCAGCAGCGCCAGCCAGCCAGCCGCGUCGCAGCCAUGAAGUUCCUGAUCGUCCUCGCAGCAGUCGUGGCCCUGAGCGCGGCCCGCCCCGGCUACCUGGGUCUCCCCGGGUACGGCGGCUACGGCGGCUACGGCGCCUACCCCUACUUCGGCGGCGCCUACCCCUACCUGGGCAUCCCCGCCCUGGCCGGCGUGCCGACGCCCCUGGUGGCCCCCGAGCCCGUCAAGGACACCCCUGAGGUGGCGGCCGCCAAGGCCGAGCACCUGGAGGCCGUGGCCAAGGCCGCCGCCGCCGCCGCCGUGGAGGAGGAGGAGCCCGUGGCCGCCCCCCUGGCCGCCCCCGAGCCCGUCAAGGACACCCCCGAGGUGGCCAAGGCUAGGGCCGAGCACCUCGCCGCCUACGAGAAGGCCGCCGUCGCCGCCGCACUCGCCCCCGAGCUGCCCGUCUACCCCGGCCUCGCCUACCCCUACGGCUACCCCCACGGCUACCCCUACGGCUACCCCUCCGUGGCUGCCGCCCCCUUCGCGCCCUACGGCCUGCCCGUCGGCCUGUGAGCGUGACGUCGCUGCUCCGCCCCCCACCCCCACCCUAGUCAGCGCCGAGACGUAGACCUGCCUCUGGGCUGGUGACGUCGAUCGACGGCGCUCGUAGUCAACUUCAUACGACAAAAAAAAAUCGAAACACUAUUAAAAUCAA